AUGUUCAAAAGCCAGCCCUCCAACUCAACAACGUUUACAGCUGAUGAGGAUAUCAAGCGGAUCGAGCUUGCAUCAUUAUGUGGAGGAGUAUUGGACCAUGAAUUUCUUACUGCGCCACCCAGAGAGGAACUAUACCCAUUUGAAAAGUUUUAUUUAUCAGACCCACCAUUGUGGGAUGAGAGUACAGUUGCUUGCCACAAACAUUCUACUAUAACUCCUUUCGGAAAUAAUAAUACAUUCGUUGUCGGUGACCUGAUGACUGUAGUCAUCAAAAUGUUUGAUACCAAGGGCCGACCAAGACUGAAAGGAGGAGAUAGGCUCAAAGUUUGGCUGAAAGACGUGAAGUUUAAGCACAGUAUAAGUGCCAACAUUACCGAUUUCAACAAUGGGACCUACCUGGCAACAACUGUACUCCCAUGGGCGGGGUCUGUAAGUGUUAAGGUCACGUUAAGACAGCCCAGGGAAUUUUUUAGAGCACUGGCUUACGUACACAGAACUUUGAAGAGCACAAUGCCGUUCUCCGGAGCGUACACAAAUUCCAAG
Messenger RNA from Candidula unifasciata, 543 nucleotides. The record is from the annotation of a GenBank genome assembly. NCBI's taxonomy places the organism in Eukaryota, Metazoa, Mollusca, Gastropoda, Stylommatophora, Geomitridae.